Molecule: messenger RNA, 1687 nt
Organism: Lotus japonicus
Lineage: Eukaryota; Viridiplantae; Streptophyta; Magnoliopsida; Fabales; Fabaceae
Product: G-box-binding factor 1
Exons: 12
Coding region: 346-1329 (327 amino acids)
Biological process (GO): regulation of DNA-templated transcription
Cellular component (GO): nucleus
Molecular function (GO): sequence-specific DNA binding; DNA-binding transcription factor activity
Source: RefSeq, a predicted model, not a curated record
UUGUUUCAACAACUUGAAUUGAAUGUUGAAUGAACCAAAACCAACGUUAUCUCGUGUUUGUUAGUAUUUUCAGUCACGCUCUCUCUGUUUUCUUGUUUCAAUUCACAUUGUUUGGUCUUUGUUUGUUAUUGUUAGUUUGUUACUGUACCGUACAAAACAGAAACCUCAACAACAAAACAAAAUUAAAUUAAAAUCAUCCAUCAUUCAUUCCAGUUGGACUUCCACAUCACCGUUUUUUCACUCCUCUCUUUCCGCCAUCGAUACAUACAGUUAUCAGAACUUGAUCUGAUUAGAAGUAUUUUCAGCUGGUGGCACUGAAAGGGCAGUUAUUCUGUGGUUAGCUGCAUGGGAAUUGGAGAAGAAAGCAUGGAUAAACCUUCCAAACCAUCUUCAACUUCUUCGACUCAGAUAUCUCCGACGCCUUCAUAUCCAGACUGGUCCAGCUCCAUGCAGGCUUAUUAUGCUCCUGGAGUCACUCCACCUCCUUUUUAUGCCUCAACUGUUGCUUCCCCAGCUAUCCAUCCCUAUAUAUGGGGAGGCCAGCAUCCCCUGAUUCCACCAUAUGGUACUCCUGUUCCUUAUCCAGCUAUGUAUCCUCCUGGGGCUGUCUAUGCUCAUCCUAGCAUGACAACGACUCUAAGCACUCCACAGAAUGUUAUGGAAGGCAAGAGACCUGAUAGAAAAGAUCAGGCUUCUGCGAAAAGUUCAAAGAAAAUGUCUGCGAAUACUGGUUCCAAAGCAAGAGACAAUGGAAAAGCAAGCUCAGGGUCAGGAAAUGAUGGCAUCUCACAAAGUGCUGAAAGUGGUUCGGAGGGAUCAUCAGAUGCUAGUGAUGAGCAAACUAACCAACAGGAAUCGGCUACAAACAAGAAAGGUAGCUUCAACCAAAUGCUUGUUGAAGGAGCCAGCGCACAGAACAAUUCUGUCUCUGUUGGGGUCAUUUCUCAAUCAGCUGUACCAGGAAAGCCUGUUGCAUCAAUGUCUGCAACUAAUCUUAAUACUGGAGUGGAGUUUUGGAAUGCAUCGGUAGAUGCUACUCCUCCAACCAUAAUGGGACCUGAUGCCACACUUGGUGAACCAUGGAGACAAGACGAGCGUGAGGUGAAAAGACAGAAGAGGAAACUGUCUAAUAGAGAGUCAGCUAGGAGGUCAAGACUACGCAAGCAGGCUGAGUGUGAAGAAUUACAAAAGAGGGUAGAGUCGCUGGGGAAUGAGAAUCAAACUUUGAGAGAAGAGCUUCAGAGAGUAUCUGAAGAGUGCAUGAAGCUUACAUCUGAAAAUAACUCUAUCAAGGUAAACUGCCCGUUUUUCCUCCACAGGAAGAGUUGAAUCUGUUGUGUGGACCUGAAGCAGUUGCUAACCUUGAAUAAAUCACCUUUCUAUCACUAUGCUAACGGCAACUGCUGAAAUUGAUGAAACUGAUCAAGGAUCGAGUUGACAGCUGCGAUUUUAUCAAUUGCCUAAUAGAGAAUAGGAUUUUUUUAAUUACUAAUUGAUAGCAUUAACCCAUCAAUUGUAAUUCCGCCCAUGUUUAAAUUGACAAUUUUAGGCUAAUGUUUUAACAUCACACUUCUGCUCAGAAUUUAUUUGCAAUUGAUGUUAAGAUGCUGCAACUUUCAAACUCCCUGUAAGCUGGAACCGCGAUUUUAUUUUACUGUAUUAACAUGUGAGCUCAUUGAAGGCACAA